Parnassius mnemosyne (clouded apollo) is the source of this 2094-nucleotide messenger RNA. NCBI's taxonomy places the organism in Eukaryota, Metazoa, Arthropoda, Insecta, Lepidoptera, Papilionidae. The record is from the annotation of a GenBank genome assembly.
AUGGAAGGACAAAUUAAUAUAUUAAAAGACCUUCAACAAGUAAUUCAAAAAGCCUUUACUAAUUUUAAAAAGUGUCCAAAGGAUAGACUUACAGUAGAAUAUAUACAAACAAGGCUUGAAUUAUUAGAAAAUGAUUGGUCUUCGUUUAAAAAUACUAAAUCUCAACUUUAUGGUCGGUUUAAGUUAGAAGACAUAGGUCAAAAGGUUGUCGAUAUAUAUGACACAACCGAAGAUACUUACAUAUCAUGUAAAUGUUUAAUGAAAUCAACGUAUAGUGUAAGAGAACCGCUACCACAAGACAGUGGAUGUAGUAAUAAUUCUUCUAAGCAAUCUAAUUCAUUUGUAAAGUUGCCCAAGACAACAAUUCCUACCUUUUCUGGCAAGUACAGUGAAUGGACAUCUUUUCACGAUCUUUUUAUUUCACUUGUACACAAUAAUGCAUCUUUAGAUAAUGUGCAAAAACUGCACUAUCUUAAAAGCCACCUCACUGGUGAAGCCGAACAGUUGAUUAGGCACACACCAAUCACAGAUGCCAAUUACCGCGAAUGUUGGUCUCAGUUAGAAAAGCGUUAUGCAAAUAAAAAGUAUUUAACCAGUUGUAUUUUAAAAAGAUUGUUCGGCCAGAAACGCUUACAUGUGGAAUCGGCUAACUCAUUAAAGGAGCUGCUAGAUACCACGAGCGACUGUUUAAAUGCAUUGAAAAAUUUGAAAAUCGAUGUAAGUACAUGGGACGUUAUUGUUAUCCAUAUAGUGACGUUCAAAUUAGAUAAUGAAACACGAAAGCAGUGGGAGUUAAGUGUUUCUAAUGACUCCAGCAACGAGUUGCCCACCUUUGAGCAGUUUCGGAUAUUUAUUGAAAGUCGUUUUCGCGCUUUAGAAUGUAUAGAGCCGAGGAAGGCUGUGGCUCACCAGAUCAAUAAUAGUUCUCACGUUCUUAGUUCGAAAGCAAUGCUGGCCACAAGGUCGUCGAAUAUUCGUUGCGAAUUUUGCUCAGAACUUCACAAGCUCUGUUUUUGUAAGCAAUUUGCAAAACAGUCCAUAGAAAACAGACGAGAGUUCGUAGCAAAAAAUAAAAUAUGUUUUAAUUGUUUAGGCGGAAAUCAUACAGUUUAUGACUGUAAAAAGCAGAAUGUCUGUAGAGUUUGCAAAAAGCGCCACCAUUCCUUGCUGCACCCUAAUAGAGAACCUAACGCUGAGAAUAAAGGCCAAGAUUCUACAGUAAAGUCCACUAUCGACAACGCCAGUUCUUCAAAUAGUGACAAUCAGAUAGUUACAUGCUUAUCUACGGGCAAAGUCUUAAAACCCAGACAGGUUUUAUUAGCCACUGCAUUAAUAAAGGCAGAGUCCAAGAUAGGUGAAUUUCAAACAAUUCGAGCCCUACUUGAUCAAGGAUCACAAGCAUGUUUUAUAACAGAGGCCACUGUCCAAUUUCUUAGGCUUAAGAAAAUUCCAGUCCGAGGUCACGUUUCAGGUUUAGGAGAUAAUAAGUCAACCAUUGCUAAUUAUAUGGUAAAUUUAAUUAUUAAAUCCACUGUUGAUCUUGAUUUUCAACUUCAAAUAAAUGCUUACGUCUUGAGUAAGAUUACAUCAUACUUACCUGAGAGAAGUGUGAAUACCAGUUCAUUGGAUUGGAUUGAUAUCAACGGUCUUUGUUUGGCAGAUCCUUAUUUCAAAACACCUAAUAAAAUAGACAUUCUUUUGGGUGCAGAUGCUUACUGUUGCAUUAUGAAGGAAGGUGUAGUAAAGAGUCCGUCUGGUACUCUAAUAGCGCAGAACACCACCUUAGGGUGGAUCCUUUCCGGUGUAGUCAGUUCAAGCAAUGAGAGUUCAAAACACCACACAAGAAAUUUAAGUAUGCACUGUACACAGUUCAAUGAAGACAAUAUUCUAAAGAAAUUCUGGGAGAUAGAAGAACAAGUUAGUACAAGGAAAUUACUUAACCCAGAAGAGCAAAAAUGUGAAGAAUUUUAUAUGAAAACUACUAAGAGGGAUGAUACAGGCAGAUACAUUGUACGUUUACCAUUUCGAGACGAAGAUCCUGCAUGCAAGGCCGGAAGUUCCCGUGAAAUAGCUGAAACAGAUUCAAAUCGUUAG